Penicillium paradoxum is the source of this 1581-nucleotide messenger RNA. RefSeq names its product ERMES complex subunit MMM1 (gene mmm1). Gene Ontology annotation, cellular component: ERMES complex; endoplasmic reticulum. The record is from RefSeq and is a predicted model, not a curated record. NCBI's taxonomy places the organism in Eukaryota, Fungi, Ascomycota, Eurotiomycetes, Eurotiales, Aspergillaceae. The transcript has 4 exons. Gene Ontology annotation, biological process: mitochondrion organization; phospholipid transport. Bases 1 to 1581 code for a protein of 526 amino acids. Gene Ontology annotation, molecular function: lipid binding.
AUGAGAUUAGAUGGCGAUAAGAUAAAGCCGUUCGGCCAAGCCAGAUCAGAUCCGAAAGUUGGAACUUCGUCUCCAUCUGGGGAUGGCACUCUGAACAAGCAUUGUCGACAGCCGAUGACGAUGGCGCUCCCACAGCAUGAGCCCGCGCCAUUCGCGCCUCAGUCUUCCUUGAGUUUCACCCAAGGAUUUGUUCUCGGACAGCUCUCAAUAAUACUUUUGAUUGGUGCCUUUAUCAAGUUCUUCAUUUUCGGCGAGGCACCACCCCCUCCGUCCCGGGGUAUGUCAAACCGCACAACCCACCGCCGUUAUAGCUCCGUCUAUAACCCCCCACAAGAAGGCCAGAAAUCACUCCGAGAAAAACCAUCGACCUCCAAUGUUCUUCGUCCAGUACCUGCUACUUCUACGAACACCCGCUCUAUCCUCCGCAAGACCUACUAUAGUGCCAUUCCGACCAAUCCCACCAGCAAACAUGGUAGACACCGCAUGCACCACUCGUCGCAUCAGCCCGAGUCACUGGAUUGGUUCAAUGUGCUCAUUGCGCAGACAAUCGCGCAGUAUAGGCAAACGGCCUAUUCUCUCAAGGACUCGCCCACUUCAUCGAUCCUUAGCUCCCUAACCGCGGCCAUGAAUAACCCGGAGAAGAAACCAUCCUUCAUUGACAAGAUCAAUGUCACCGAUAUCUCGCUAGGAGAAGAAUUCCCCAUCUUCAGCAACUGCCGCAUCAUCGCGGUUGAUGAUCCUAUGUCGGACGGCGGACGGCUACAGGCGUUACUGGAUGUCGACCUGAGCGACGACAACCUUUCCAUUGCCGUUGAGACAUCCAUGGUUCUGAACUACCCGAAACCACGCUCUGCCAUUCUGCCAGUAGCAUUAUCAGUAUCUGUCGUGAGAUUCUCUGGAACGCUUUGCAUAUCCUUGAUCCCGGCAUCGACAGAACCACCAGAAUCACUUCAAACUCCUGCCGGAUCACCGCCACCCCCGACGUCAGAUCCUGGUUCCGGAGAGCGCACAUCUUCACAAGACAGUCUCCCACCCAAAAGCAGUCCGAAAAGCAACGUGGCAUUCUCCUUCCUCCCAGACUACCGCCUAGACCUGUCCGUCCGCUCACUCAUUGGAUCCCGCAGCCGACUUCAGGAUGUACCAAAGAUCGCUCAGCUCGUCGAGGCGCGAGUUCACGCGUGGUUUGAAGAGCGUGUGGUCGAGCCCCGAGUCCAAGUCGUUGGACUUCCAGACUUGUGGCCGCGCAUGGGCCGGACGGGCGUUCGAACAGGCGAGGACUCGGAUGCCGGAUCCACAGCCCCACCCCGCAGCGCAGGCUCUACGGAGGCCUCAGGGCCACCUCGAUUCUCCGAUGACCAUAGUCGGGAACCGGAAGGAAUACGGUUCCGUGGGCCCCUAGAUGCGCGACUAGGGCUUGGUGCUGGCUCGCGCACGAGCAGCUUCAACAUCGAUAUGGGCGGCUUGCGCAGCUCGAGCAUGACCCGGCACCACAGUAACGGUGCUACAAGUGACCAUUUUGACAUGCCUGGCGCUAUGCCGGCAAGGAGUCCUGUAGGCACGCCUGUCAUCCCAGACCGAUGA